AUGUCCACAGCAUAUCUACUCUACUUUAUUGUCCUUCUAUACAGCAUUCAAAUUGUCCCUUCACUUUCGCUUGCUACAACAUCGUGCACUUCCAAUAGUGAUUGUGGUUCCAAUGGUAAAUGCUCCUUGACCACGAAUACAUGUAACUGUACUACAAGUGGUUAUGUUACCGUUCAAUCUAGUCAGCCAUGUGCCUAUGAACAAAAGAAAAAACUCAAUGCAUUUUUACUGUCGUUCUUCAUAGGCUGCUUCGGAGCCGAUUGGUUCUAUUUAGCGGCUGGCAGCGGUGGGUAUAUUACAGCAGGUGUAUUUAAAUUACUAACACUUGGCGGUUUUGGUGUUUGGGCUUUAGCUGAUUGGAUUCGCAUACUGACCGAUAAUUUUCCUGAUGGGCAAGGUGUAGCAUUACAAGGUUGGUGA
Adineta ricciae is the source of this 420-nucleotide messenger RNA. NCBI's taxonomy places the organism in Eukaryota, Metazoa, Rotifera, Eurotatoria, Adinetida, Adinetidae. The record is from the annotation of a GenBank genome assembly.